AUGAUUGGAGGAAAAGCAAGUCAAGACUGGUUCCUUUCUACACAUCAUCCACGAUUUCUACAGAUUGUCACCAAUGCUACUUUUACUCCAGCUGUGUAUUUUGUAGUCGACGGACUUGAAGAACAUGUUCUUCAAACCGAUUAUAUUGAUGCACAAUUUCCAGCUUUGAAUGGACAUCGAUCGAUGUAUUGGGUCUAUCGUAGUCUAAAUUUUCUAAAAAAAAAUCAGAAUUUACCAUUACCAUUACGUAUUGAUUUUUCUUGUUAUAUCGAUCGUGAUAAAGCCACUUAUGCAAAUUUAACUAAACAUAUUUUGAAUGAUGCAUCAGCAUCUUUGUCUGUUCUUGGUGCUUCUGAUUUAUGUGGUGUUGCUGAAACCUAUUAUUUCAUUGAUGAUACACAACGAAAAAAAUAUGGACAAGCAUUUACAUUAGAAGCUUUGUUUAAUCCACAUGUUAAUCGACUCAGCUUUUGGACAACACUGAUGCUGGAGAACAAGGAAUAA
Molecule: messenger RNA, 504 nt
Organism: Rotaria sp. Silwood1
Lineage: Eukaryota; Metazoa; Rotifera; Eurotatoria; Philodinida; Philodinidae
Source: the annotation of a GenBank genome assembly